AUGCGUGAUCGACUUUGCUACGGACAGGUUGACGCUUACGCUUUGGCUUGCGCUGAAGACACUCCACCAAUGCAUCUUGUACCGUUCUGUCUUGCUUUCAAGAUGAUAACUGGUGCUCGCGGGAGUUCGAUCGUUACGAAGAUUUCUGUACCACGAUUCGAAGACAAAAGUGCAAAUCGUGUUCUUACGAUCUCAGCUGCUAUUGUGAACCAUAUGAGUGCUUAUGGAGAAAGUAAGUUCAACAUUAUUCAUGUUGGUCGAUUAUGCCUGUAA
Strongylus vulgaris is the source of this 273-nucleotide messenger RNA. Lineage: Eukaryota; Metazoa; Nematoda; Chromadorea; Rhabditida; Strongylidae. The record is from the annotation of a GenBank genome assembly.